Messenger RNA from Gracilinanus agilis (Agile Gracile Mouse Opossum), 1110 nucleotides. RefSeq names its product phosphate cytidylyltransferase 1B, choline (gene PCYT1B). The record is from RefSeq and is a predicted model, not a curated record. Gene Ontology annotation, biological process: CDP-choline pathway. Bases 1 to 1110 code for a protein of 369 amino acids. NCBI's taxonomy places the organism in Eukaryota, Metazoa, Chordata, Mammalia, Didelphimorphia, Didelphidae. The transcript is spliced from 8 exons. Gene Ontology annotation, molecular function: choline-phosphate cytidylyltransferase activity; phosphatidylcholine binding.
AUGCCAGUGCUCACCACUGAUGCUGAGUCAGAAACAGGUAUCCCAAAAUCCCUUUCUAAUGAGCUUCCCUCAGAAACCAUGGAGGAAAUAGAGCACACAUGUCCUCAGCCUCGAUUGACCCUGACUGCACCUGCCCCAUUUGCAGAUGAAACCAGCUGCCAGUGCCAAGCCCCCCAUGAAAAAUUGACCAUUGCUCAGGCCCGCUUGGGAACACCAGUUGACAGACCUGUUAGAGUGUAUGCAGAUGGAAUAUUCGACCUCUUCCACUCUGGCCAUGCUAGAGCGCUUAUGCAAGCUAAAACGUUGUUUCCCAACAGCUACUUGCUAGUAGGAGUUUGCAGUGAUGAUCUCACUCAUAAAUUCAAAGGCUUCACCGUAAUGAAUGAAACAGAAAGAUAUGAGGCUCUCAGACAUUGUCGUUAUGUAGAUGAAGUCAUCAGAGAUGCUCCAUGGACCCUCACACCAGAAUUCCUAGAAAAACACAAGAUUGACUUUGUGGCCCAUGAUGACAUUCCUUAUUCCUCUGCUGGCUCUGAUGAUGUUUACAAGCACAUAAAGGAAGCAGGAAUGUUUGUCCCUACUCAGAGAACAGAAGGCAUCUCAACGUCAGACAUCAUCACCAGAAUUGUCCGUGACUAUGAUGUUUAUGCCAGACGUAACCUCCAAAGAGGGUACACAGCUAAAGAACUGAAUGUUAGUUUUAUAAAUGAGAAGAAAUACCGUUUCCAGAACCAAGUAGACAAAAUGAAAGAAAAAGUCAAGAAUGUAGAAGAAAAAUCAAAGGAGUUUGUUUACAAGGUGGAAGAAAAGAGCCAUGAUUUAAUUCAGAAAUGGGAAGAGAAGUCUCGAGAGUUUAUUGGCAACUUUCUAGAACUCUUUGGACCUGAUGGAGCAUGGAAACAGAUGUUUCAAGAACGCAGCGGACGGAUGCUCCAGGCGUUAUCUCCGAGGCAGAGCCCUACAAGCAGCCCGACGAGGGGCCGGUCUCCUUCCCGUUCCCCCUCUCCCACUUUCCCUUGGCUCCCAAACAAGACCUCUCCCCCUUCUUCCCCUAAAGCCGCCUCGGCCUCCAUCAGCAGCAUGAGUGAGGGGGAUGAGGACGAGAAGUAA